Molecule: messenger RNA, 4649 nt
Organism: Mya arenaria
Lineage: Eukaryota; Metazoa; Mollusca; Bivalvia; Myida; Myidae
Product: xanthine dehydrogenase/oxidase-like
Exons: 35
Coding region: 39-4004 (1321 amino acids)
Molecular function (GO): 2 iron, 2 sulfur cluster binding; iron ion binding; oxidoreductase activity
Source: RefSeq, a predicted model, not a curated record
GUAAACCGAAACUAAAACAUAUUGUGUGCAGAAAAACAAUGGCGAGUACUGGACAGACAUCGACGACUGUCAAUUGUCCUGUUUGUGGAACUAGCCACGUACCAGUAUCUAGCUGUGCGAACGGUGUUCAGGCGGCGACAUGUGUAAGCUGCGGACACUUCUUCAAGUUCCGUGCGGUCGAACCUCUGAAGUCAACCAUCACCCUCACUGUGAACGGGAAGCAGUACACAGUCGGUAACGAGUACGGACCCAGCUCUGCCCUGAACGGUUUCCUCCGCGACCAGAGGAUCUCUGUCGGAACGAAACACAUGUGUUACCAGGGCGGUUGUGGGACCUGCUUGGUCGAGGCCAAACUGUUUGAACCACUCAGCGAGAACAGUCUAAGCUACGCCGUCAACUCGUGUCUGGUACCCCUCUACUCGUGCGAUGGCUGGGAGAUACGAACAGUGGACUAUAUUGGCAAUCUGAAGAAGGGCCUCCAUCCCAUUCAAACCCAGAUAGCCAACUAUAACGGCUCCCAGUGUGGCUAUUGUACGCCUGGGCAGGUCAUGAACAUGUUCGCACUGACUGAGUUCUACGGUGAUACUCUAACAAAGAAGCAGGUCGAGGAUUCCUUUGACGGAGUCAUCUGUCGAUGCACAGGGUACAGACCUAUUCUAGCUGCCUUCAAGAACAUGGCCAAAGGGAGGAGUAAAUGCAGUUCUUCUACAGUUGGUGAUAUUGAGGACUUUAAGACAAAGGUAUGCAAAAAGUCCGGCAAAUCCUGCAGCGGUCGUUGUUCGAGUGUGAGCGAACCAUUGACACACCUGGUGUUCGCUGACAGUCAAUGGUUCCGACCAAACACCGAACAGCAGAUUACGGAUAUUCUGAAUGCCAACAAAGGAAAAAAGAUACGGUUUCUGCUCGGGAAUACUGCGCAUGGUGUGUACAGCGACCAGAGCCCCGACAACUAUGAUGUGAUAAUGGACCUCACUUCCUUUCGGGAAAUGUACGACAUCUCGUUUGACACGGACAUUGUCCUCGGGGGUGGCCUGACUCUCACAAUGCUGGUGGAUAUAUUCACGAGGAUGACACAGGAGGCUCCCUACUUCGGGGAAUGUGCGAACCUGCUAAAACGCAUUGCCAAUCUUCCAGUUAGAAAUCGGGCCACGUGGUCAGGAAAUCUGAUGCUAAAAUACGUGCAUCGUGACUUUCCUAGUGACAUUCUGGUUCUUCUGCAAGUUCUUCGAGCCAGGAUUUGGACAGAUUUUGAUGGAAACGACGUAUCAAUUAGUGACUUUCUUUCCACGGACCUUACUGGAAAACUGGUGUUUAUGUUCUCCUACACCGAGCUGGAUGAUGUUGACCAUAUCAAAUUCUACAAGGUCACACCGAGAGUACAGAACGCCCACUGUUAUGUGACUGGUGGUUUCCGAGUGAGGAUGGACAAGGGAAGCUUUGUCCUGAAAGAAACGCCUGUCAUUGCCUACUCGGGAAUUGGAGCACAGUUUGAUAGAGCCAUCAAAACGGAAGCUUAUCUGAACGGCAAGAAUAUAGCGGAUGCUACAGUUCUCAAAACUGCUCUGUCAACCCUGGCAGGCGAGAUCAAGGCAGACUCCUCUCCUGUCCUAUCCAGCGCCACUUACAGAACAAAUCUUGCCCUGGCACUCUUCUACAAAUUUGUUUUGAACCUGGUCGGCGUGGAGGCAGGACUGCCCUACCGGUCAGGAGCUUCGGAGCUGUACUGGACUAGGCCCAUAUCCUCGGGAGUGCAGACAUACGACACCGUUCCUGUUGAAUACCCGGUCACACAGCCACUGAAGAAACUGGAAGCAAAUGCACAGGCGACAGGCGAGGCCGAAUAUGUGGACGACAUGCCUGCCUACCCGGGCCAGUUAGAGGCUGCCUUUGUAUUGAGCACUGUCGGAAGUGCAACCAUUCAGAAUAUAGAUUCUUCGGAAGCCCUGAAAAUGCCUGGUGUGAUUAGGGUUAUCACCGCUAAAGACAUUGUGGGAACGAACAAUUGGUUCCUACCCGGCCCUCCUGCAAGAGAAAUGUUGGCAAGCCAAAAGGUUGAAUACUGCGGACAACCAGUUGCAAUUGUCUUAGCCGCCGACUACGGAACAGCAUUGGGUGCAGUGUACGCUGUGAAAGUGACGUACAGUGGUGUCACGAAGCCAGUUCUCUCCCUUGAUGAUGCUAUUCAGCAGAAGUCGUUUUUCCCGAAGCAGUGCGAUGACCUUGUCGUCGGUGACCCUGAUGGUGCGAUUGCCCAGUCUGCAAAGAAGUUAUCUGGCACAAUCUCCAUGGGGCAUCAGUAUCACUUCCACAUGGAAACACAGGCGAGCGUGUGUGUCCCUAAGGAAGACGGUAUGGACGUGUACACGACUACACAGUGGAUCGACUUUGCCCAGUCUUCCAUAUCGCAGGUCACCGGGAUGCUAAAGAGCAGUAUCAAUGUCCAAGUAAAACGUUUAGGCGGGGCUUAUGGGGCGAAGAUCACACAGAACAAUUGGAUUGCCGCUGCAUGCGGUCUCUCAGCUUUCCUCACAAACAGGCCAGUGAAACUGAGACUUACACUGGGAGACAAUAUGAAGAUGUUGGGCAAACGUUACCCCUUUAGGGCUGACUACCAGGCGGGUUUCACAGACGCAGGUCAGCUGAACGCCGUCAAGGUGACUUACUACGCGGACUGUGGCGUCAGUGCAAAUGAUAACUCACUUCCUUCCAUGCAGACGUGGGCUAACAACGCGUAUGCCUGCAACAACUGGUCGAUUGACUGUGUGGCCGUCAAGACCAACACUCCGGCUAACACUGCUGCUAGGUCGCCAGGAUCCCUUCCUGCGAUAUUCAUCAUGGAGACCAUCAUGGAACACGUGGCCAAGACUGUCGACAAAGAUCCUACUGAUGUCCGUAUCCUCAAUCUUUUUAGUAAUGGAGCGGUGGACCCGUUAACGAAGAUGCCAUUAACCGACUGCCAGCUGCAGACGCAGGUUCCCGGCUUAAUGUCUAGUGUGGGCUACGCUGACAGGAAGACAGCGGUGGAGGAUUUCAAUAAGACAAACCGUUGGAAGAAGAAGGGCCUGUCUGUGGUGCCACUCAAAUUUGGCAUAGACUGGCGGGGAGUUAGGUACGGGAGUCAGGUAGCAAUAUUCUGGCCCGAUGGCACAAUCGCAAUCACGCACGGAGGAAUCGAGCUUGGCCAGGGCGUUAAUACAAAGGCUGCGCAGGUUUGCGCCUACGAGUUGGGAGUUCCCAUUGACCUUAUCAAGGUGAAGGCCACCAACUCGAAUACCACCGCCAACAGCAUCACCACUGGUGGAAGCAUUACCUCAGAAAAUGUGUGCGCGGGAGUGAUAGAAUGUUGUAAGGUUCUGAACGCUCGUCUAGCUCCUGUUAAGGCCAAGCUCCCUGAUCCAACUUGGCCCAACGUCAUUGAGAAAUGCUACCAGGAUGGCAUUGACCUCACAUCAAGAUACUGGCGGAAUCCGGCACAAUCGACACCGUUUCAGUACUACUCAUACGGUGCUACCGUAACGGAAGUGGAUUUUGACGUCCUCACGGGAGAACAUACAAUCGCAAGGGUAGACAUUCUCUUCGACUGCGGACAAAGCACAAAUCCUGCCUUAGACGUUGGGCAGGUAGAGGGCGCGUUUGUGAUGGGCCUUGGCUACUGGCUCACGGAGCAGCUGCGCUUUGACCCAGAGACUGGGGCUCUAGUCACUGACAGCACUUGGGAAUACAAGCCACCUUCUUCGAAAGACAUUCCUGUCGACUUUCGUGUGAACUUGGUGAAGAAAAAUCCAAACCCAGCAGGGAUCCUUGGCGCAAAAGCGGUUGGGGAGCCGCCGCUGUGUAUGAGCUGUUCAGCACUGUUUGCUAUCAAACACGCCAUCCAGGCUGCAAGAAAGGACAUCGGCAAAGAUGACACCUACUUCCCGCUCAAUGGACCUGCAACACCGGAAUUGUGCCAACUUGCUUGCUUGACCGACCCAUCCCAGUUCGCAUUGACCGUUACUCGUUGAUGUGUUUAAAUUUAUAUUUCGCUGUGGAGUUUACUUGUUUGUUAACGGUUAAUACUUCGAUUUGAGCAAAAUAAAUCUUAAAUGAGUGCAAUAAUUCACAUAUUUAUGGUGCUAAACGAUGAUGUCCAUGAUAUUUAUGAUUAGUUCUAUACAAUUUAUCGGUAUCAAUAAUUGUGAUGUUAUUAAUACUGUGAAUAAGACUGGCGUUUUGUAGACGUUUCAGAAGUUGGCUUCAGAAAGAAAGGUCAAACUUAUACGGGGUUACCAGAGGAAAUGGAGCAUAAACAUUUGCAACUGAAAAAGCUUGAAAAGUUUUGUAAAUGGUUUCAUGGUUUUGAUUUGCUUUUUUCUGUUGCUAUAUGAUAAGUUAAUAACAUGAUUUCGAUUUUUUAUUAAUUUUGUUUUGUUUAUCACAUUAAACGUUUCUGAUUGAUUUUUUUUUAAAAUAAGCUACGUAAUACUUAUUUUAUUGUAUGUAACUUUAAUUAGACAUAAACAUUGUUUUAAUUUAUGUCUUUUUUUACAUUGUAAAAAUGAAAUGAUUUUUGUGCUCAUGUAAUUUAUAUUUAUUCCAAUCCUUCGAUUGAAGAGUGAUUUCAAUAAUACAUUUGCAUGAACAUUGGCUUGCACUGUUGCCAAAGUAUC